This is a messenger RNA of Maylandia zebra (zebra mbuna), 1048 nucleotides long. RefSeq names its product eukaryotic elongation factor 2 lysine methyltransferase (gene eef2kmt). Gene Ontology annotation, cellular component: protein-containing complex. Lineage: Eukaryota; Metazoa; Chordata; Actinopteri; Cichliformes; Cichlidae. The record is from RefSeq and is a predicted model, not a curated record.
GCAGGAUUAUGGGUAAAUAGGAAGUAAACAAAUACACGUGUAAGAUGGCGCUUUCAGAGCGGUCCUCGGUUCAGGGGUCAGUUAAAGAGGUUUUAAGGGAGUUCCAGGUGUCGUUUUUCGCUCUGACUCGGCUCCCUUCGUUUCCCUGGACUUUUGUAGAAAAAGACCUUCAGAGCAGCGGGUCAUCAGAGCUCAUUUCUCAGGUGCUGAAACAGACGUGCCUUCAUCCCCUGUGCCGGAAGUUUCCACCUUCAGUCAGAUACAGGAGGCUGUUUCUCUCCCAGCUCAUCAGACGGCUGGAAGCUUCAGGCUGUGAACCCCUGGAUGAGCUGUACGAUGCUCUGGCUGAGGUGGUGGGCGCUGAGGAGACCAUGGAGUGCUACAAGAGCUACCUGCUGCCUGCUGGUGGCGCCGUGAGCUUGAUGGAGAACAUUGCUCUGAUCUCAGAGGGGACCACCGGGCUGGUGACGUGGGAGGCGGCUCUUUACCUGGCAGAGUGGGCUCUGGAGAAUCAGCAGGUCUUUACAGGCAGGACGGUACUGGAGCUGGGCAGUGGUGCGGGGUUGACGGGUAUCGCCGUCUGUCGGUCGUGCAGCCCGAAGCGAUUCAUCUUCAGCGACUGUCACUCCACAGUGCUGCAGAAACUCAGAGACAACGUCCGGCUGAAUGGGCUGAGCGAGCAGACGACCCCAGCGGUCAGCGUGGAGAAGCUGGACUGGACGGCAAUCUCAGAGGAAGAGCUGAGGGAGAUCGGAGCUGAUGUCAUCAUCGCCGCAGACGUGGUGUACGACCCCGACAUCGCAGGAAGUCUGGCGAAGCUGCUGUCCAUUGUCCUGAGGUGUUCGUCUGCCGAGGUUCUCCCUCAGGUCUUCAUCUGCUCCACGAUAAGGAACCUGGAGACGUACGGCGGCUUUAAACAGCAGCUUGAAGCUGAAGGAGUCGGCCAUGAAGUGAUCCCAGCACCCGUCAACCACGUGUUUCCUUAUAACAGACAGUCGGCUAUAGAGCUCAUCAAACUGCGCAGAUGACACGAGGGGAGCAUGAUAAA